Messenger RNA from Salvelinus sp. IW2-2015, 2257 nucleotides. RefSeq lists its product as uncharacterized. The record is from RefSeq and is a predicted model, not a curated record. NCBI's taxonomy places the organism in Eukaryota, Metazoa, Chordata, Actinopteri, Salmoniformes, Salmonidae. Gene Ontology annotation, molecular function: DNA-binding transcription factor activity; RNA polymerase II cis-regulatory region sequence-specific DNA binding. Gene Ontology annotation, biological process: regulation of transcription by RNA polymerase II.
GUUUCGUUUGGAAAUAACUCAAAGCCAGAAAGAAAACAGGACAUUACGAAGGAAACUACUGGAACUGAAGGUGGCACGAGAGCGCACAGAGAGGACAAUGCGAGAGCGCGUCCUCGCCAGUCGUCCCAGUAGUGUCAAGAUCCUCGACCGAUACAGAGGAAUGGCAAGAGGUGAAGGAAAUCUCACUGGAGGACACAGGAACUUUGUGAAGCCAGCGGGACACAAUACAUGGAGAGAUGACCAACCAAUCACUGUAGAUGAGGGGAGUGGAACCUCAGCCCAGCACAUUAUCAUGAUAGAGGCUGCAGAUGCAGAGACUGCAGGUCUUGGGGUCAAGCAGGAGAGGUCUGAAGGAGAGGAGGACCAACGACACAGCAGAGACAUCCAGACUGGAUCGGCUGGAGCGCCAUCUUUAGCCACAGCAAACCCCACCACCGCCACCACGCAGCCCAGGACCAGAUGCAGCAUCACGGAGGUCCGUGGAACGCUGAACGGCAUCCGCAAGUCAGAGACCGACACCAAGGCUUUAACUGUAACACAGAGACCAGAGAGCCCAGAGAGACUGGGGCUGGGGAGACUGGGUUGUCCUCCUGCUCUCGGCUCAGAGUAUUUACUUUACGGUAACCAAAGCCUGAGGACGGGUCAUUCCCAUCGAGACGCAGGUGACGUGUUAGAAACUGGCAAUGAUCCGUCUUGUUCUUACACUACAGAGAUGGACCCUGGCAACAUUCCCUUGGAUUUAGAGACACACACUGAUCUGUCUAGAGGGGACUGGAACCAGUACAGUGGUAGUGUAUACUCUGAAGGGUUACUAGAUAAGAAAGGGGAGGUUAUAGUGGUAGAUGAGGUGAAAGUGGAGGGCGACGUUCCACCCACAUGGAAUGCAGAUACUCACUUAGGAGAUGGACUCUCACAGGGCAGAGAUUUCUUAGAUUACAGGGAAAGCUUAGAGACUAAUCCAAAUGUCGCGACCCACUCCCCUUUAAAUGACCUCACGGAUCGCAACCGAGUGGCCACGUCGAUGCGGCCUUCCGAUUCACACAGCCGUGUCCUUUUCGAUCAGGUAUUGAACUCAAAUGACAUGGCUAGAGCCCAGGCUCAGGGAGGGGGAGCCACAUCAGGCAAUAGUAAAGAGAAACGGUUCCUCUGCAUGUUUUGUAACAAAGGCUUCAGCUGCCCCCAGAAAGUGGAGAUCCACCAGAGGGUCCACACAGGGGAGAAACCCUUCAGCUGUACCCAGUGUAACAUGCGCUUUGCUGAGGCUGGCAACCUGAAGCGGCACCAGAGGGUCCACACAGGGGUGAAACCCUUCAGCUGUACUGAGUGUCAUAUGCGCUUCGCCCAGGCUGGUGACCUGAAGAGGCACCAAAGGGUCCACACGGGAGAAAGGCCAUUCGCCUGUAAUCACUGCGGGAAGAGGUUCUCUGAGAGGAGAUACCUAAGGAUACACCAGCAGAAAAUCCAUUCCACUCUUUAACAUAAAAGUAACCAUUCCACUCGAUAGCUACCUGGCUAGCUAAGUAAACAACAGCUGGAACGAUCUAGCUAGCUGUAAAGUUUACAAGUAUCCCCACUAGCUGGCUACUAGACAACCAAUAUAACAGUUGGGCCUAAAGCUUUUUGUUGGGACCCAAGACAAGCAACUCUUGCCUGUAUCAGUAUUGGACACUAGCAAUACUGUGGACCAAUACUUUUAUAGCAAUAUAGCUGCCUACUGAUAUAAUGGCCCAAUGUAUUGCACAUUGUUUUGAUAAGCCGGUUAGAAUAAGACUGUCAAAUCAUAAAUCAUAAUCUGUACCAAAUGCAUUGCCUAUCAAUUAGUGCUGGGCGAUAUAUAGAAUKAAUUUGAUUCAUUCGACUUCAUGUUUUUGUGCAAUAUUCCAAAUGCCUGUAUCGCWUUUGGAGUAUUGCACAAGUUUUUAGUUUUAGUUUUUCUGAGCGUUUAUGUCCCCUUGUUCUGAUGUUGUCUUUUUGGUCUCGUUCGCUCCUUCUGUGCACCUUCCCAUUUACACCAGAGAUCGGUAUAUAACGACGAGAUGCUCAUGUCUCCCCGCCCUAACAAUGGGGGGAGUCGUCCCAAAGGCAGAAAGGCAGGGGACAAGCUUAGGGUCAAAAUAAGCGCAUACAAACGCAUUUGGCUUAUUUUGGCRAGAGUGAAACCUCUCCCUUCGCCUCUUUCUCCCAAGCCCCUCCCCCUACCACGCACAACAAUAAAGAUGAGAGAUCACUUCUUCCUCUCUGACAAACGGUUUCAACU